This is a messenger RNA of Myzus persicae (green peach aphid), 2099 nucleotides long. RefSeq names its product hornerin-like. The transcript is spliced from 3 exons. The record is from RefSeq and is a predicted model, not a curated record. Bases 121 to 2043 code for a protein of 640 amino acids. NCBI's taxonomy places the organism in Eukaryota, Metazoa, Arthropoda, Insecta, Hemiptera, Aphididae.
GUCAUAUAUAUAGACGUCGGGUACCGAUCCAUCGUCAGUUCAGUUAUCGUCGUCUAUUGGAUUUCAGAGACUUGCGACUUCGAGUACAACACACCAUACAAGCAAUUUCGCACCGACAACAUGAAGAUGUUUUUAUUUAUUGCAUUUGUCGCUUUUGCGGCGGCUCAUCCACAAGGCUAUGAGUCUGAAGCAUCUUCUGGUUAUGGAUCUCCGGGCACACCUUCUUCUCCUUCACCUUAUCAAGGAAAUUUUGGUAGUUACCAAAAAUCCCCUGAAGUUUCAGCAUACUCAUCUGGAUCUCCAACUGGAUAUCAAGGUAGCGGAGCUGCUGGAUAUCAAUCUACUUCUGGAUCGUAUCAACAAUCAACCUCAGCCCCCGCAUACAAAACGAAUGCAUUCUCUGGUUACCAAUCUGGCGCAGGAUCUGGUGCACAGUCUGGCUACCAGUCUGGCUACCAGUCUGGUGCCUCUUCUUAUCAGUCCACUCCAGCAAGUUUACAAUACUCAAAAGCUGGACAGUCAGGUUAUCAGUCUGGCGCUGGAUCUUACCAAUCUGCUCCAGCUGUAUCAUCAUACUCGCAAAACCCACAGUCUGGUUACCAAUCUGGUGCUGGUUCAUACCAAUCGGCUCCAGCAUCACCAGCAUUCUCUCAAGGUGCACAGUCUGGUUACCCAUCUAGUUCUGGGUCUUACCAAUCUUCCGCUCUGAACUCACAGCUAUACUCUCAAGCUGGACAAUCUAAUUACCAGUCUGGUGCUGCAUCUUACCAAUCUGGUACUGCUGCUUCUUCUUAUCAAUCUACACCAGCUGCACAGACAUAUUCACAAAGUGCAAAAUCCAGUUAUCAACCUUCAUCCGCAUCGUACGGUUCAAAAUCCACUGCUGCACCAUCAUACCAAUCAUCUGGAUCGCAAUCACAAUACCAGUCAUCUGCACCAUCAUCACAAUACCAAUCACAAGCCUCUCAAUCAUCAUAUGGCCAACGUUCCCGCCCGAAACCUGUAUCGUCUACAUUAUACCAAAAAUCUGGAUCUGAAUACGAAAGUGUUAAAGGAUCAAGUGCGCCCGUCGAUGCUUACAAGCCAGGUAAUAAUGGAUACAACGCUUUUGCACCAGGCAAUAUCGCCGGACCACCUGAGGUUAAAGGACCAAGUGCACCCGUUAGUGCACCAGUCGAUCCUUACAAGCCAGGUAAUAAUGGAUACAACGCUUUUGCACCAGGCAACAUCGCUGGAUCACCUGAAGUUAUCCCUAUUCUGUCUCAGUCUAACCAACCAAAUCUUGGUGAUGGUUCUUACUCAUACAGUUACGAAACCGGCAAUGGUAUUUCUGUAUCUGAGUAUGGUCAACUUAAGCCAGGUGGCCCAGAAGGUAUUCAAUCUGUCUAUGGAUCUUUCAGUUAUCCCGGAGAAGAUGGACAACUCAUUACAGUGACUUACACAGCUGAUGAAAAUGGAUUUGUUCCCAAAGGCUCUCAUUUACCUACACCACCACCAAUACCAGCUGAAAUUCUUCAAUCGUUAGAACAGAAUGCCGCCGAGGAAGCUGCACAACAAGCAUACCAACAACAACAGUCUACUUAUGGACAAAAUGGUGCUUCGUCUUCAUAUGGAAAAGAAUCAGGUGCCUAUGGCCAGACAUCUGCUCCUGGAUCUUAUGGCCAGACAUCUGCUCCUGGAUCUUAUGGCCAGACAUCUGCCCCUGGAUCUUAUGGACAAACAUCCGCUUCUGGAUCUUACGGACAGACUUCUGCUCCUGGAUCUUACGGACAAACAUCCGCUCCUGGAUCUUAUGGACAAACAUCCGCUUCUGGAUCUUACGGACAGACUUCUGCCCCCAGCUCUUACGGACAAUCAUCCACUUCAGCACCAAAACAACCAAGCUAUCAAAAACCACAGGGCCCAUCUGGAUAUGGUGCGGAAGCAAGUGAACAAUCUUACGGACAAUCUUCCUCCGCCAGUCAAUUGUAUAAGUCACCACAAGGUUACCAAAGCCAAAGUGCAUCAGCUUACAAAAAGCCUCCCAGUGCAUCGGCUUAUUAAAUUCAGUUAUGAUUCCAUUAAUUUAAAUUCAAAUAAUUUAUAGUAUUUUCAUACAA